Messenger RNA from Cicer arietinum (chickpea), 2374 nucleotides. Its product is annotated as sister chromatid cohesion 1 protein 2. Gene Ontology annotation, molecular function: protein binding; chromatin binding. Gene Ontology annotation, biological process: replication-born double-strand break repair via sister chromatid exchange; sister chromatid cohesion. Gene Ontology annotation, cellular component: cohesin complex. The record is from RefSeq and is a predicted model, not a curated record. NCBI's taxonomy places the organism in Eukaryota, Viridiplantae, Streptophyta, Magnoliopsida, Fabales, Fabaceae.
UUUGGCGUGGCCAUUCCACUCGACCGUUUCCUAUAUUAUUCAUAUAUCAUACAACUUUGGUGAAACAUAACAGAAAAAAAUACAUACUACACUUCUCUCAUUCUGAAAUUCAAACUCAGAAACACAGUGAGAAAAAAGAAGCAAGAAGAAAUGGUGAAGUCUAAGGGGUUGUGUUCAAGUAGAAGUCCUUUGUGGGUUGCAGCUUUCUGUUUCAAACAGCUUAAGAAAGCUCAAAUACUUGAUACUGACAUUUCUUCUUCAGUUGAUAAAAUUAUGCAUCGUGAAAUGGAUGCAGUUUCUUAUCGGGUACUGGCAUUUCUCCUACUCGGUGUUGUAAAAAUACACUCAAAAAAGGUUGAGUAUUUUCUCAAUUAUUGCAAUGCUGCGCUAGUUAGAAUAAACAAAUUUUUGAUAAAAAAUGCACCCGUGGAAAGGAUGUGUAUGUCUAUUACAAUACCAGACCGAUUUGAAUUGGAUGCUCUCGAUCUGGGUACUAUAUUUGAAGACACUGACGAAUGCCAUAUUGCUCCGCCUGAACUAAUCACUCUCAAAGAGGUUUUGCCCGAAACUAGGGGAUUCAUGCAGUUUUCUCAGGAGAAGUUUGAGGAUUUCGGUAUCGGCGAAAGUAGCUGCUCUGUCGACCACCUUAUGACAGAAAAUGUUCAUCGUAACUUGGACUUUGAUGUUUUGCCGGCCAGAUCAUCAUUUAAUGAAUCUAAACAAGCUGAAAACGAGCAUAAUUUGGCCAUGGAAUCAUUAAGGUCAUUACACGCAAUGCCUAAUGAAAUUGUCGACGUUGAUGGAGCUGAAAAUUUUCAAGAGUUUAUAGAAAGGUCUCAGGAUGAUGAAUCCCAUAAAAAAGUAAGUGUUCAUCACGAGAAGUCUCCUGUUUUUGAAGAGAGCCUCGAAGAACACAGUGAAGGGUCUAUUGAAGAGUUUAAUAUGGCGAUGGAAACAGUAAGAUCAUUUUGCGAAAUGCAUAAUGAAAUCGUUGCCAUUGAUGGAGCCGGAAGUUUUCGUGAAAUUAUAGAAAGGACCCAGGAUGAUGAAUCCUAUCGAAAAGAAAGUGUUCAUUCUGAGAAGUCUUGUGUUGUUGAAGAGAGCCUCAACGAACUCGUUCAAGGGUCACUUGAAGAGCAUGACAAAGAAAGAAAUUUAGAAUUUGGAAAAAAGGUUUCACUUGAAGAUGAAAAAUCUAGUGUUAUUCCUUCAGAGUCAACAAUUAUUGAUGUAACUCCUCAGUCUAAGUUUCAAGGUGGUUCAAUUGGAAGACCCAAAUCAGGUGCUACUACAUUAGAGUUUAGGCUUAUUCCUACACCAGCUGAAACCGAAAGUGCUCGCUCUUCGAAGAAAAGAAAAAUUAUUAUUGAUAAAAAGACAGUCUUGUCCGAUAAGGUACUUAGAAAGCACAUAAAUGAUGCAAGUGACUUGAUCUCUGUCCGAAAACCACUUCAUUCCGCUUUGCUCGAUAAGCGGAGAAAAUUUCACAUGUCCAGUCUUCUUGAUGAAUUCAACCAAUCCUUGUUCCCUUGUUUCUCGCCAAAGCUUGAGUCCUUGUUUUCCAAUAAGAAAUUGAAACUACCAGACUCUUUUGAAAUUGUGGAAACUCAACAGAACUCAGAAUCUCAAACUGUUGGCACUGCGGAGCAUAUCGAAAUCGCUCCAAGGCGCCCUGACUCUCUUGGAAAUCUGGAAAUUCAUGAGAGGUUAGAUCGUAUAGAAACUGGUCCAGAAACCCCUCCUCUUUGUUCAAAAGUGAAAGUGAGGUCAGUCAAAGACCUAGAGAACACUGAAAUUCAAAACUCUGAUAUAGAGCAUUCAAAUCUUCAUGAAAGUAUUGAGAGAGAGCCAUCUUUGGAAAGGAGUGAUAAUAUGAUGGAAGAGUUAAAUGAAGAAACUUCCAAUUCAUAUGAAACAUUGGAGAAGGAGCAAUGCUUAAACAUGGAUGAUGAUCUUAAUCUGAUGAAUGAGGAGAUAAAUUCAUCCGAAACAAAUAAUUCAAAAUGGGCAGCUGGGUGGUCUGAGAGAACCAGGAAGGUUGCAUCAUACUUGCAAAAGAGUUUUCAAGAUCAAGGGAAACAAAAAGGGGAGGAUAUUGUGAACUUUUCACAAGUUUCAGAAGGGCGAACCAGAAAAGAAAGUGCGAGGCUAUUUUAUGAAGUACUGGUUUUGAAAACUACAAAUUAUGUGGAUGUGCAACAAAACAAUGCUUAUGGUGAUAUUGCAGUUAGGAAACUUAAAAAAUUUGAUCAAACUUUUGGAGUUGAUAGUAUGUUAAACUGACAUAAGUACAUGUCAGGAAAUUUAGAAAUAGCAAGUUGAUAGUAAUCUUGGUAGAUAUUUUUUUAAUAAUAAAUAAACUUUUGCAACUUUA